CGCCCGGCCGCCCCGCUGCGCUGCCCGCCCCGCCCGCCCCGCGCUCGCCGCCGGGGCCGGGGCCUCCGCCGGACCGCGCCGAGCCGAACCGCCACGGCGGCCCGGGGACCUGCCGUGGCCCUGAAUCCCAGCGCAGCUGAAGCGACUGCAGGCACUUUAAAGAUGCGCACGAGCGCAGAGGAGGAACUGGAGAAUGACAGGCUGAUGACGUGGUCCCUCGUGCAGGUUCAGUGGCAAAUAUGAACAUUUGUCAAUAUUUGACAACUCUUUUGGACAUCACGAAUAUGCUGGAAUCUAGACCACAGAGCACUUGCAAUAGCGCUUUUUAAAUUUGAAUUUAAUGUAAAUGAAAGAAAAAUAAUCAUCUGGAUCAAUUGUAGUGAUGGCUAGCAAAAGAAAAUCCACAACUCCCUGCAUGAUACCAGUAAAAACACUGGUGCUUCAGGAGACUGAACUGGACGCUGUAGAAGAUGAUCGUGAAGGAACGCAACAAGAUGCUCCUGUGGAAGGGCCAGCAGCUAGUGAUGCUGGUGCCAGUAACAGUAAUAAUGGAGCUUUGUCUAAUGGGCACCGUGGUAUUGCUGAUAGUGACACUUAUAUCUGCAAGUCUUGUGACUUUGGAUCUCAAGAUGUUCAUCACUUCUUUGGGCACUUGGACUCUGAGCACUUAGACUUUAGCAAGGACCCUGCCUUUGCAUGUGUUGCGUGCAACUUUCUGGCAAAUAGCCAUGAAGGGCUCUCGCACCACAAUGCAGAGUCGCACGCUGGCGAAACGAGCUUCAUCUGGAGGGUGGCUAAGCAGGACAAUCAUACAACUGUGGAGCAAAGUCUCUGUGAGGCCGCCAGCAGGCAUGACCUUCCGGGAGAGGUCCCUGAAGAAGGGGUGGAUGGCCAGUCUGAAAUUAUCAUUACUAAAACCCCCAUCAUGAAGAUAAUGAAAGGUAAACCGGAGGCCAAAAAAAUCCACACACUGAAGGAGAAUGUGUCAAGUCAGCUGGGCGGUGAGUCGGAGGUGAAAGAUGGAGAGCAUUCAUUCCCAAACGGGUCCGUGCCGGUCAGUCAGCCCACUGCAAGUUCAACAAAAUCAUCUCAUAUAGUGAAUGGCUCCAUCAUAGGAAACAUGCCUGUUCUGCAGGCAGGUGUUGCACAACUUGUGUCACUGCAGCAGCAACCCCCGUUGCAUCAGCAGCUACCUACGUCCAAGUCUCUUCCCAAGGUGAUGAUUCCUCUGAGCAGCAUUCCAACGUACAACGCCGCCAUGGACUCCAACAGCUUCCUGAAAAACUCUUUCCACAAGUUCCCCUACCCCACCAAAGCUGAGCUCUGCUACUUGACUGUGGUGACGAAGUACCCAGAAGAGCAGCUGAAGAUCUGGUUCACUGCCCAGAGGUUGAAGCAAGGCAUCAGCUGGUCACCAGAGGAGAUCGAAGAUGCCAGGAAGAAGAUGUUCAACACCGUUAUUCAGUCUGUGCCGCAACCCACCAUUACAGUUUUGAACACGCCUCUGGUUGCAAAUCCUGGGAGCGUCCCCCAUCUUAUUCAGGCAACUUUACCGGGCCACGUGGUGGGGCAGCCGGAGGGGACGGGGGGGCUGCUGGUCACACAGCCCAUCAUGGCAAACGGGUUGAAGGGCACCAGCUCCUCCUUCACCUUAGCGGUGACUUCUGUCCCCAAGCCGCAGCCGGCAGCACAGCACAGCACGGUGAGCUCCAGCAACGCAUCGGGGGUGAAGGUGGUCAACAGCGGCCAGUCGCUGCUCACUGCCUGCCCAGCGAUCUCCUCGCAGACCUUCCUGGAUCCCAACGUCUACAAAAACAAGAAGUCCCACGAGCAGCUCUCGGCCUUGAAAGGCAGCUUCUGCAGAAAUCAAUUCCCUGGCCAGGCCGAAGUCGAGCGGCUGACAAAAAUCACGGGCCUUUCCACCAAGGAGAUUCGAAAAUGGUUCAGUGAUAGGAGGUACCACUACAGGAACGUGAGAGGCGGCCGGGCCGUCUUCCCUGGAGACAGCGCUCUCGAUUCCCUGCCCGAAAUAACCCUCGAUGUCUCGCCCAGAGGAGCCGAGCUGAGCCCCGCAGCGGCGGCGGCCGCACCGGCCCCUCACCACCCGCCGCGGCGGCAGUCAUGGCACCAGGCGCCCGACUUCACGCCAACCAAGUACAAAGAGCGGGCACCGGAGCAGCUGAAAGCCCUGGAGAGCAGUUUUGCCCAAAAUCCCCUUCCUGCGGAGGAAGAGGUGAACCGCCUGAGGGGGGAAACGAAGAUGACGCGGAGGGAGAUUGAUAGCUGGUUCUCGGAGAGGAGGAAGAAGAAGGUGGCAGAGGAAAAUAAGAAAGUGGAGGAGGCAGCUCGGCAGGAGGAGGAGGAGGCGGAAAAUGGUGGUGGGGAAGGGGAAGACUCCUCGGAUGAGCUGAGGGCCACAAGCGAAAACGGCUCAGUCGACGCCUCCGGCAACAACCCGAACUCGAUGGAGCGGAAAGUGAGUCCCAUCAAAAUCAACCUGAAGAACCUGCGAGUGACCGAGUCCAACGGCAAAAGCGAGUUACCAGGGGCUGGCACAAACGAGAAAGGGGAUGGCAGCUCCAGCCGGCUGCCCACCCCUCUGAAAACCAAACUGAACUUUAAAAAAACAGCCCAGCAGCGGCAUCUGCUGAAGCAAAUGUUUGUGCAGACCCAGCGGCCCACGAACCAGGAGUACGACGCCAUCGUUUCCCAGACGGGUCUGCCGCGGGCCGAGGUCAUUCGCUGGUUCGGGGACAGCCGGUACGGCUACAAGAACGGGCAGCUGAAGUGGUAUGAGAACUACAGGCGGGGGGUUUUCCCCCCGGGGCUGGUGGAGGUCAGCCCCACCGGUCGGGAGGUGCUGGAGGACUACUAUGAGAAGCACAAGGGGCUGCGGGAGGAGGACCUGCCCGGCCUCUGCGAGCGCUCCCACCUCAGCGCCCAGCAGCUCAAGGUGUGGUUUGCGGUGAAGGCGGAGGAGGACAGCAGGGGCACCGUCCCCGAGGAGGCCUGCGCCAGCGAGACGUCGGGAAGCCGGAAAGGGCUGUGCGAAGCCAGCUCGGAGGUGUCGGAGAGCAGCGAGUCGUGGGAGCCGGGUGGACGGGAAGGCGGUGCUGGGACCCCCGAUGCCCCCGGCCCGCCACCUGCCGCGCGGCUCGAAACAGACUGAACUCAAACCACCAGCUUUGGAGGAUCUGCUCUUAUCCUUGAGAAGAAAUUUUUGGUCUUUAAAAACCCAUGGGCCAGCCUGAUGCAAACCUCAGGAGCAGCACAUGGUGAUAAAGCACUGCCAUAAAUGAGACCUUUGAGCACAGCACACGAGAGAGCGCGCGUGCAAAAACUGGGCACGCACUUAGUGCAGAGCGCUCUCGGUGGCCCAGCCAAGGAGGUGGCUGAGAGCUGGCGGAGGCGGAGGCUCAGCUCGCACCCAGGAAAUAGGAUGCUUUUGUUUGCUUUCCAGUGGACAGACUUUCAGAUUUCAUAUUCAUAUACCGAUGCCUACAGCUGCCUAUACAAGCAUAACGAAUCUCAGACAUUGUGUAAACAAGGUCAUUGCUUAGAUAUGGACUAUCAUGGCACAGUACUUUUUUCUUUUUUUUUUUUUUUCAUCUGUCCGUUAAGGUGUUUGUUCUCUAAAGGUUAGCAUGGCUGCAUAUAUCCUCUCCGCUCUUUCUGGUCCUUAAGCCCUGGCAACGAAGGGCUUUGCGGGCACGCAAGUGUGUAUGUGUGUGUUAGGAAAGGAAAGGUAUUUGAGAAGAAAACUGCCAGUCUUGCAUUAAAGUCCGGUGGGAGUUGAGUGAGAUUUUCAUCCCUACAGAUGAGGUUAGAUUUAGCAUUGCAUACUCUCCAGUAAGUAACAGGUUCCCAGACACAGACAACCCAGGAGAUGGAGUUUGGUGUCAUUUGUCCCUUGCUGGCUAGAAUAUUUUGCCCUGCGCUCCUGGAGACCGACUGUAGCAGGCUAUUAAAUCUCCAAGUCUCCCUUUAAUCACUGAGAACUAGCACAUAAUAAUUUUUCCAUACUGACCUGGAAUCCUUUUCAUUGUUCAGAGAGAACAAGCUGUUCUUCAGAGAACAAACGCAGAGAAUACGCAGCAUUGCUGUGAGUGGUUCAAGUCAUUGUUGUCUCCAAGGGAUCAGCGAGGCAGCAGCUCUUCUACAAUCAGGAAGUUUCCCUCUUGCAGCCCUACAUGACAGAUCCUCCUGCAGCAGUGCUGGUAACUUCAAGUGUUUGCUCCAGUCUUUUUUUUUUUUUUUUUCCCUUUUUCUUUUCCCCCCCUUUUUU
This is a messenger RNA of Harpia harpyja (harpy eagle), 4285 nucleotides long. It is a transcript of the gene ZHX3, whose product is annotated as zinc fingers and homeoboxes 3. Gene Ontology annotation, molecular function: DNA binding; DNA-binding transcription factor activity, RNA polymerase II-specific. The coding region runs from base 383 to 3169 and encodes 928 amino acids. Gene Ontology annotation, biological process: regulation of transcription by RNA polymerase II. Gene Ontology annotation, cellular component: nucleus. NCBI's taxonomy places the organism in Eukaryota, Metazoa, Chordata, Aves, Accipitriformes, Accipitridae. The transcript is spliced from 4 exons. The record is from RefSeq and is a predicted model, not a curated record.